AUGGCACCGGAGGAUAAAGUCCCGCUCACAAGCGAUUUGGACAUUGAGUCCGGUCAAAACAUCAACUCGUCCCACAUUGAACAACAACAGCAACAACCGCAAGGACUCGUUUCCACUGUAGCAACACUCAUCUUAUACACGAUACUUUUGCAGUUCAUAUUGAUACCAGUAGCAUACGUAAUCCUACUCAUUAAAACCAUGAUUCUGUUUUCCCUGCUGUCUCAACAGCAGCAGCAGCAGCACAGGAGCGAUCCGUUAUGGAAUUACAUGAAUUUCUAUCUCGGCUAUUAUAUUACGGCCGCUGCUGUGUGCGUUGGUGCGAUGCUGCUUCGGUGCCGAGUCGAUGGGAUGCCGUGGAGCAAAAGCUGGAAGUUCUGGGGCUUGAUUUCGGGUGUUAUCUUGUAUGGGGCCUUAGGUGUGACUUUGUUCAUUUUCGGUUGGGUCACGGGUUGA
This is a messenger RNA of Lodderomyces beijingensis, 453 nucleotides long. The record is from the annotation of a GenBank genome assembly. NCBI's taxonomy places the organism in Eukaryota, Fungi, Ascomycota, Pichiomycetes, Serinales, Debaryomycetaceae.